UUUCAAUUAAAAAAUAAUCUAUAUUGCAAAGGGCCCAGAGGCUUGGACAUGAGUGUCUUAAGUUUUAUUUGUUAUCCUCACGAGUGCCACUGCAUUUGGGUUCCCCAAUCUCCACCACCCAAUCCUUCAUCACAUUAAUCCUUUCAUUCUUUUCCCUUCUUCUUCACCACUGUUUGCUUCGUUUUUGUUCUCUCAUUCUUCAUUCUUUUCUCUUGUUAGGUUACCAAUCGCAUAAUUUCUCUCUCCAGAGUUUUUCGCAAAAAUGGCUGCUGCUGUUAGCGCCGCUGUUUCCUUGCCUUCAUCCAAGUCCACUUCCCUUCCUGCUGCCAGGACCUCCGUCAUUUCUUCUGAGCGGAUCAAUUUCAGCAAGGUGCCUUCUUACAGUAGGAAUGGGUCAUGGACAGGUGGGACGAGGUUUAUGGCAAUCAGAGCCCAGGUGACCACAGAAGCACCUGCCAAAGUGGAGAAAGUAUCCAAAAAGCAGGAAGAAGGUGUAGUUGUCAACAAGUUCAAGCCCAAGGAUCCGUACACAGGCAAGUGCCUUCUUAACACCAAGAUCACCGGUGACGAUGCCCCUGGUGAAACCUGGCACAUGGUCUUCAGCACCGAGGGGGAGGUGCCCUAUAGAGAAGGACAGUCGAUAGGGGUGAUUCCCGAUGGCGUGGACAAGAAUGGAAAGCCUCACAAGCUCAGGCUCUACUCGAUUGCCAGCAGUGCUAUUGGUGACUUUGGGGACUCCAAGACUGUGUCUUUGUGUGUAAAAAGGCUUGUCUACACCAAUGAACAAGGGGAGAUAGUUAAAGGAGUUUGUUCAAACUUUUUGUGUGACUUGAAGCCUGGUGCCGAUGUGAAAAUAACUGGACCUGUGGGGAAAGAGAUGCUCAUGCCGAAAGACCCGAAUGCAACUGUAAUAAUGCUUGCCACUGGGACUGGAAUUGCCCCUUUCCGCUCAUUCUUGUGGAAAAUGUUCUUUGAGAAGCAUGAAGAUUACAAGUUCAAUGGUUUGGCAUGGCUCUUCUUAGGUGUUCCUACCAGCAGCUCGUUGCUAUACAAAGAGGAAUUCGAGAAAAUGAAGGAGAAAAAUCCAGAAAAUUUUCGGCUAGACUUUGCCGUUAGCAGAGAACAAACGAACGAGAAAGCGGAGAAGAUGUACAUCCAGACCCGGAUGGCCGAAUAUGCUGAAGAGCUAUGGGACUUGCUAAAGAAAGACAAUACCUUUGUCUACAUGUGUGGGUUGAAGGGAAUGGAGAAGGGUAUCGACGACAUCAUGGUGUCCUUGGCUGCAAAAGAUGGUAUCGACUGGUUAGACUACAAAAAACAGUUAAAGAAAGCAGAACAAUGGAAUGUGGAAGUGUACUAGUUUAUGUUCUUGUACAAAUAUCACCCAGCAUUAUGAUAUUCUCUGUGCUGAUGUAGAUUGGUAAGUGGUAACUUUAAGAAAAAAAGUUUCUUCCUAUUUCACCUAUAGUCCCUCCGAUUGAUAAAAGUUUGAGGGCAUAUUUGAGUUAAAUGUAUCGAAACAAAAUUAUACCCUCCAUAUAGCUUCCUUGAUUACUUUGAUGCUUAUUGCUUCCUUGUUCUUCUUUUGCGUCUUUUCACUAUAUUGUAAUACCAUGAGUAGUAGUAUUAUAAUUGAAAUUAUUAAGACUUUGGCUACAUGGGUUCCUCACAAAAGGACAUGCCAAAUGAAGGCCUGCCGGCAAAUACCUGCAUACUAA
Striga asiatica is the source of this 1718-nucleotide messenger RNA. Lineage: Eukaryota; Viridiplantae; Streptophyta; Magnoliopsida; Lamiales; Orobanchaceae. The record is from the annotation of a GenBank genome assembly.